AUACAUAGACAUCACAUCUAAUCGCUCUUCAUCGUCUACAUACUUCACUUUGCAUAUUUAAAAAAUCCGCAGCACGCACCAUCCACGAAAAGAAAAUGCAUCUCCACGACCCUCCCAGCACGACCCCCUCCUCCACGCCGAUCAACAUCAACGCUCCCAGCGGGCCCACAGCGACCACCGACCGGUCCAAAGAACAACAAUCCCAGACCGAGCGACCGCUCUACUUCGCCUACGGCUCCAACCUGUCCCCGUCGCAGAUGUCCACGCGCUGCAUCCACAACCCGGCCUCCUCGGUGCCGCUUGCCAUCGCGCGCCUCCCGCACUGGCGCUGGCUGAUCUGUGACGCCGGCUACGCGAACGUCCUCCCGCCGCCCGAGCUGCGCGUCGGUCCGCAGACGGGUGUGCAGGGCGACGAGGUGCCCGUCUCGGGGACAGAGGACGCGGUGUAUGGGGUGCUGUACGCGAUGGACGAGCGGGACGAGCGGCUGCUAGAUGGGUUCGAGGGCGUGGACUGGGAUGCGCCUGCGGCGGGGUCGGGCGGUGGGAAGGACGGCGCGGUCGUGGUGCCGCCGGUGAGUGUUCGGCCCAGGGAGCAAGGGCAGGGAGAUUACAAUAAGUGGGUGGUCGACGCGGAGGUGGUGCAGUGGUUGGAGGGUGCGCACGGUGGCGAUAACACCGUGCCGGUGUUGGUGUAUGUCGAUGAGUUGAGGGUCAAGUUGGGCCUGCCCAAGGAGGAGUACAUCCCGCGCAUGAAUCGCGCAAUCCGGGAGUCGGUCGCCCUCGGACUUCCGGCGAGAUGGGCCGAGGAGGUUAUGAGGCCGUCGAUACCUCUUAAUUAAGUGG
Molecule: messenger RNA, 843 nt
Organism: Aspergillus homomorphus CBS 101889
Lineage: Eukaryota; Fungi; Ascomycota; Eurotiomycetes; Eurotiales; Aspergillaceae
Product: gamma-glutamylcyclotransferase family protein
Exons: 1
Coding region: 96-839 (247 amino acids)
Molecular function (GO): gamma-glutamylcyclotransferase activity
Source: RefSeq, a predicted model, not a curated record